AUGAAAGAACUCUACACCGAGACCUCUCAAUACCGUAAUUGGAAUUUCACAAGGGAGAAGCUACGAGAAACUCGUGAAAUUAAUCAUAAACUGGCCGUAGAAAGAGUGAAGAAAAAGAUAGUAGAGGAAUCACAACUUUCAGACACUUCACCUUCACACAGAGAGCAGUCGGAACGCGUAAAUUCCCCGAAGCCAGAGGUGGAGUGCCUAACCUUGGAAGACGAAUUGGCUUUAUGCAAAUUUUAUGAAAAUCAGAUACUUGCGAUGAUCAAUCAGUUUGCUAAUGAAAUUCGAGAUACUAAAUUCACCGAUAAAGUUUGG
This is a messenger RNA of Acaulospora colombiana, 321 nucleotides long. Lineage: Eukaryota; Fungi; Glomeromycota; Glomeromycetes; Diversisporales; Acaulosporaceae. The record is from the annotation of a GenBank genome assembly.